Ixodes scapularis (black-legged tick) is the source of this 3542-nucleotide messenger RNA. Its product is annotated as corepressor interacting with RBPJ 1. Bases 128 to 2518 code for a protein of 796 amino acids. The transcript has 9 exons. Gene Ontology annotation, biological process: negative regulation of DNA-templated transcription. Gene Ontology annotation, cellular component: nucleus. Lineage: Eukaryota; Metazoa; Arthropoda; Arachnida; Ixodida; Ixodidae. The record is from RefSeq and is a predicted model, not a curated record. Gene Ontology annotation, molecular function: transcription corepressor activity.
CCAGCUCGCCUACGGCCUACGUCUAGCCGUUGCUCUAGCCGUGAUUUUUCGUUAUGAUGGCGUCGCACAACAGUGUGCUACGCGAGCUGUGAACGUUGCAUUCGGAGCGGCCGAGAGAUCUGCAAAAAUGGGAAAAGGUUUCAAUAAUUACAUGUGCAAGAAGCCCUUCCAUCCUGCUUCGAGAGACAACAUCAAGCGGGCAUGGAUGGCGGAACAGAGAACCGAGAACGAGAAAAAAAAGCAAGAGGAGCUCAAAAUGCAGUACGAAAAGGAGCAGGAUUUGUACAAAAACAGAUCCUUGGUCAGUAAAGAGAGCAAAGAAAAGCUUGCGCUCAACUUUAUGUACGAGGCUCCCCCUGGCGCCAAAAGAGAACACCAGAAGGAGGAUGACGAACCAGAGUUUAGGUUCGAGUGGCAGCGCAAGUACAAUGCUCCACGGGAGGAUUUUGCGAAGGGCAAUAGCGAGAUCAGGGACCAGCCCUUCGGGAUCCCGGUGAGGAACGUGCGCUGCAUCAAGUGCCACAAGUGGGGCCACAUCAACACCGACAGGGAGUGCCCCAUGUUCAAUCAGGCAGGCACGUCUGCAUCUUCGGGGGUGUCCAUGGACCCAUUGGAGCUGAUGAAACAGAUGAGAGACGACGGCCUUCAGCUCAAACCGAACGCUCUUGGCCACCGGUUCAAUUCUAACCAGGCAAACCAGCUUUUCAUCGCCAGCGACGAAGAGGAUGCCAACGACCCAGAGGUUGCGUUCCUCAAAUCACUCUCGGGUAAACAGAAGAAGAAACUUCUGAUGAAGCUGAACAAGCUGGCCAAGAAACAGGAGGUCAAGCCUGACAAGAAGAAGAGGAGCAAAGACAAAAAAAAGGCGAAGAAGAAGAAGAAACAUGGCAGCAAGAAGGGGAGCUCGAGCAGCGACAGCUCCGACUCGGAUGUGGCAAAACGAAGGAAAGAUCGUAAAAAGAAGAAGCACGGCGGCAGCUCCUCCAAGAAGAAGUCCUUGAAAAAGGGCUCGAGCGUAGAGAGCAGCGGGUCGAGCAGCAGUUCGGACGAAUCAAGCAGUUCGAGCAACACAAGCAGCCCCUCCUCCUCCUCGGGAAGCGACAAGGAGCGUCCACGCAAACGGAAGCAUUCCGAGGAGCCUGCAAUGGCUGCUGCAGCUGCUGCAAUUGCUGAACAUUCAUCAUCCAAGAAGGCCAAGCACAGCCGCAAAAAGAAGGACUCGAAGAAGGACAAGCACCGUCACGGCAAGAAGCGUUCUACCUCGAGCGACUCCGAGGACAGCUCCACGGCUGAGAAGCACCACAAAAAAAGGAAGAAGCACAAGUCAAAGGACAAGAAGCACAAGUCAUUCAGCAAAGAGAAGACUACCAUAAAGACUGCAGGCCUCUUUGAGGACUCCCUCAAGGAGCUACUUCCGAGGGCGGGAGUGACGCUGGUGCCAGACUCCGCGAAAGAAGCAGUCCUGAAGACCACUGCCCUCUUUGCCGAUCCCCUCAAGGACCUGCUCCCCAAGGUGGGGGGAUCACUUUCAGAUGACCUGAUGAAAGAUGUUUUGCCCAAGGGAGGAGGGUCACGCUUCAAGGACACCAUGAAGGAAAUAACAGUUUCCAAAUCAUCACUCCUAUCAGAUUCCUUGAAAGACUUGAAAGAACUUCUCCCAAAGACCAAAGGGUCCCUUUUUGAUGAUCCUAUGAAGGACUUAUUCCCAAAGACUAAAAUUUCACUCUUUGAUGACCCUAUGGAAGACCUGCCCCCUAAGACUAAAGGACCUCUUUUCGACGAUCCCAUGAAGGACUUGCUCCCGAAAUCGAAGGGGUCUCUCUUUGAUGACCCUAUGAAAGAUCUGCUACCGAAGAUGAAAAGCUCUCUUUACGAUGAUCCCAUGGAUGACCUGGACAUGAUUCCAAAGACAAAAGGAUCUCUCUUUGACAACCCCAUGAAGGACCUACUUCCAAAGCUCAAAGGGUCUUUAUUCAAUGACCCAAUGAAGGACCUACUUCCAAAACCAAAAGGGUCGCUGUUCGACGACUCCAUGAAGGAUCUGCUACCGAAAACAGGACCAUCACUGUUUGAUGAACCCAUGAAGGACUUUCUUCCAAAAACUGGAGGUUUGCUUUUCAAGGACCCCAUGAAAGACUUGCUCCCGGAGAUGGACAUGUCCAACGAUGAAGCUCGCAAGUCACCCACACCUCCGGCCAAAAAGGAGGGCGCAAAAACCAAGCUGAUCGACUUUGACAUCAACCUUGAGGCUCUUGAUCAGGAACAUGGUUUUGGUGGCAACAAGGCUGCAUCCAAGCCCAGCCAGCUGAUCCAGUUUGAUAUAGACUUCGAGCAGAUAGAGGCCAACCAUGGAUUGGGCAAGAAGGAGAAGUACAGCCCAUCUUCACCCACAUCAGUGCAGAAGAGAAAUCAGGAGAGCGCUCAGUCAGACAGCGAAGGGGACAAGAUUGGAGCGUUUCUGAGAAACCCGUCGCCACCACCAUGCAAGGGAAAUGUGAAGGCCAGCCCCGGACAGUAGAUACAAAGCAGUCCAAAGGCACCUGAACUUGUUUUAGUCUUAAGUUUUGUAACAUUUUUUUCUGUGGCUCCUUGGAAGAUCAUGUCCGAUUGUAUGCAAUGUCCCUUGUGUGCAUUGUAGGCGUCUGGUGCCCAACAUUGGCAAACAUUUGUGUGACGGUGCACGGUUUGGUUGACCUGGUAUACGAAGGCAUUCUUGUAUGCAUUGUAUAUACCGCAAUUUCCAAAAUCGUUAUCAGUGUACCUGCAUAUUGAAAUCCUGUAUUUUUCCUGAUCACUUUAGCGAGGAACAGAGCGAAAAGCACAGCUUGCAUGUCGGCACGACCAUUGUGCUUAAUUUGUUUUGUUGAAGGGAAUGUUAAAAAGCUAGUCUUUACAGAUCACUUUUUUUGUAUCCUUUCCUCAUUGCUCUCUUAUAUGGGAGGACAGGGCUUGUCUAUGCAUUGUCUUUAGAACCAAGCGAUCUUAUUGGCAAGCAAAAUUUGUUUCUACUAUUACGGUGCCCAAUUUUGACACAUUGAGCAGCAAGCAAACUUAACACGAUUCAUUUGAAAUUUCACUUUCCUUUCAGUCUGUUUGUUUGGUAUACAUCUCCCUUUUUGUGUGAGGGUGUCUUUUUUUUUGUAUACAUCUCCCUUUUUUGUGUGUAAGGGUCGUCACCAUUCACAGCUAAGUUGUUUAUGCAUUGUUUGCACUUUUUUUUUUAAGUUGUCAGUGAUCGGUUGCACUUUUUGUUACUUGGGCCGAAAGGGAUUAGGAAGUUUUAGUGGAUCGUUCCGGUAAUUCCGAUAACUAUACCCGAUAAUUCGACGACACCUCUGCGAAUGCAUGGUAUCGUUAUCAGGUAUUGUUACGAGAAGUAUGGGAACGACCAACUAAAACCCCCCUAUGUUUUGUUAUUUGGGGAAAGGGGGAGGGGCUGAGGGGAAGAUAUCUGCUUAGCAAGUGUUCUGUAACCUUGUGCAAAUGCAGAAACCCGUGUUACUGCGUUGUCUGGAUUUAAUAAAAUUGUGGACCCUCCAAAA